Molecule: messenger RNA, 524 nt
Organism: Rotaria sp. Silwood1
Lineage: Eukaryota; Metazoa; Rotifera; Eurotatoria; Philodinida; Philodinidae
Source: the annotation of a GenBank genome assembly
AUGACAAUUGAACAUGAUUUAUAUAUACCAUCUCCAUCAUUAUCACAUUCAGCUCUUAAAUUUAAUAUUGGUGAAAGACAAUUAACUGUUUGGCAACCAAGUAUUCAUGAUAAUGAUUUACCUUUAUUAGAUUUUAAUUUAUUGGAUUUUUUUUCUCUAUUGGGCGUUGAAGAUCUUGUUACAUGUGCUUUAUUAGAACAUCAGAUUAUUCUGAAAUCUUCAGGUAUUCAUUUUUUUUAAUUCUUCAUUUGAUAAAACGAAUUUUUUUAUUAUGCUCGACAAAAACUCAAGUUCAUAAUAGCUGUUUAUACGUAUGGGCAAGAUGGUCUCGAUCUCGUCGUGACAAGUAUUGGUAAAAUACGCUCUGACCAUCGUUUUAAUUAGGACAUAUACCAGUCGAUAGAGCUUUAAAUCCUGAGUCUAGUGGAUCUCAGUGUAAGCCAAUAGCUCAACAAAAGAAAUGUUUGGAAAAUGAAAUCAAACGUAGCUACUCUGCUACAUCUUUUGAACUGACGAGGGCGACC